Molecule: messenger RNA, 984 nt
Organism: Triplophysa dalaica
Lineage: Eukaryota; Metazoa; Chordata; Actinopteri; Cypriniformes; Nemacheilidae
Gene: mc5rb
Product: melanocortin 5b receptor
Exons: 1
Coding region: 1-984 (327 amino acids)
Biological process (GO): G protein-coupled receptor signaling pathway
Cellular component (GO): membrane
Molecular function (GO): melanocortin receptor activity
Source: RefSeq, a predicted model, not a curated record
AUGAACCUCUCAGAGUGGCCCGCGCUUUCCCCAAACUCUUCUUUGCGAUACACAAACCAAAGCGAUGAGUCCAGCAGGUACAGGCCGAGUGCAUUGGCAUGUGAGCAAGUGCACAUUGCACCUGAGGUGUUCCUCACGCUGGGCCUCAUCAGCCUGCUCGAGAACAUCCUGGUCAUUCUCGCCGUCGUGAAGAACACGAACCUCCACUCGCCCAUGUACUUCUUCGUCUGUAGCCUGGCUGUGGCCGACAUGCUGGUGAGCGUUUCUAACGCAUGGGAGACUAUAGUGAUCCACCUGCUGGCAAACAGAAGUUUAGUUAUUGAAGAUCACUUCAUCCGUCAGAUGGAUAAUGCGUUUGACUCGCUCAUCUGCAUCUCCGUGGUGGCAUCUAUGUGUGGCCUGUUAGCGAUCGCCGUGGAUCGCUACGUGACCAUCUUCUAUGCUCUUCGGUACCAUAACAUCAUGACCGUACGUCGAGCGGGGAUGAUCAUCAGCAGCAUCUGGGUGUUUUCCACAGGCUGUGGAAUCAUCUUCAUAAUCUACUCUGACACGAAGCCUGUGGUGGUGUGCCUGGUGGCCAUGUUCUGUGCCAUGCUGCUCCUGAUGGCUUCCCUCUACAGCCACAUGUUCCUUCUGGCGCGCUCGCACGUCAAACGCAUGGCAGCGUUGCCGGGAUACAAUGCCAACGUCAGGCAGAGAGCAAGCAUGAAGGGUGCCGUCACCCUCACCAUACUGCUGGGCAUCUUCAUCGUGUGCUGGGCUCCGUUCUUUCUCCACCUAAUCCUUAUGAUCUCCUGCCCAAAGAACGUUUACUGUGUCUGCUUCAUGUCACACUUCAACAUGUAUCUGAUACUCAUCAUGUGCAACUCUGUGAUCGACCCGCUGAUCUAUGCGUUUCGGAGCCAGGAGAUGAGAAAGACCUUCAAAGAGAUCAUUUUGUGUGAUGGACUGCGUGGUUUCUGCAUCCUGCUCAGCAAAUAUUGA